AUGCUGAAGAUAAGAGUUGGGGAUGGGUAUAGCAUAUACUUCUGGUCUGAUAAAUGGCACAUGAACACCCAACUGAAGGUUGAGUUCCCUAGGCUUUACAACCUAUCAGGGGAUAAGGACGGCACUCUGAAGGACUGUGUUCAAAGAAGACAGAGCACAGGGGUUUGGGUUUUUUCUUUUGGAAGGCCUCUUUUAGCAUGGGAAGAGGAAGAAGUUGAUAGGUUACAAGGUUGGUUGGGUUGUGGCCCAAGAAUCAGGCUGAAUUGCCCUGAUGCUCUACAUUGGGAUGCAGAUCCAUCUGGUCUGAAUUUGAUCGUUGGUCGAAACCCCGAGAAACUCAAGGAGGUUUCGGAGUCGAUCGAAGCCAAAUUCGGGAAAACCCAGAUCAAGACUGUGGUUGUUGAUUUCUCUGGAGAUUUGAACGAAGGGGUUGAUCGGAUACGUGAAACCAUUGAAGGUCUGGAUGUUGGAGUUCUGAUCAAUAAUGUUGGAGUUUCGUAUCCUUAUGCGAGGUUUUUCCAUGAGGUGGACGAGCAAUUGUUGGCUAAUUUGAUUAAAAUCAAUGUUGAAGGGACUACCAAGGUUACACAAGCGGUUUUGCCUGGGAUGAUUAAGAGGAAGAGAGAUGCGAUUGUUAAUAUUGGUUCUGGUGCUGCCAUUGUUAUCCCUUCUGAUCCAGUUUGUGCUGUAUACCUCGCUUCUCUGUGCCUUUGA
Messenger RNA from Camellia sinensis, 714 nucleotides. Lineage: Eukaryota; Viridiplantae; Streptophyta; Magnoliopsida; Ericales; Theaceae. The record is from RefSeq and is a predicted model, not a curated record.